GUCCCCAAAAAAUGUUCUGGUCAAAAGAUUUGGUGCCUACUUAUCGAGAGGGAUUGUCUGGCCAGCUUCACACUAUCUCGUUCUCUUCUCCUUCAUAGGCCCAUUCUUCGAGUUCUACAGCAAAUGGUUUUAAUUUUUGGUAUCUCGUGCUUUCCACUUCUUUUAUCUACCGUUCUGCUUAGCCUUCGUGGCUGCUGAUAUGCCCUUCUCCGCCACACCUCACACCAGCUCUGCGCCGGCGCAUCUGGCCGUUGAGGACACCCAGAAGAACAUCGGUAAAGUCAUAAUUGUUCAGUCAAGGGAAACCGGUGAUGUUGUCCCGCAACCGGCCCACCCUUCUGUCCAGAAAUCCGACAAAAAGGACCAGGCAAAACCCUUCGCUCAUUUUGUCGCUGGUGGACUUGGUGGUAUGACCGCCGCGACGCUCACCUCUCCUCUUGAUGUCUUAAAAACACGUUUGCAAUCCGACUUCUACCAAGCGCAGCUCCGAUCUCUCCGCGCCGCUCAUCCCUUACCGCCGUCUUCUUCACUCACAUCCCUGCCUCGAAGUGCUCUUGUGCACUUUAGUGAAACAUUCCAGAUCCUACGCUCGAUCCACGUACACGAAGGUUGGCGGGCUUUAUUUAAGGGCUUGGGGCCGAAUUUGAUCGGAGUGGUUCCUGCUCGCGCUAUCAACUUUUACGUAUAUGGGAAUGGCAAACGGAUAUUGAGCGAUCACUUCAACUACCAAAACUCCCAAGAAACGCCCGUUGGAAUCCAUCUGACCGCUGCGGCUGUCGCCGGUAUCGCCACGGGAACAGCCACCAACCCGAUUUGGCUUGUGAAGACACGUCUCCAAUUAGACAAAUCCAAUGCCGAACACCACAAUGGCAAGGGCCGGCAGUACAAGAACAGUUGGGACUGUAUCAAGCAGACGGUGCGCCACGAGGGUAUCCGCGGCUUAUAUAAAGGACUUUCAGCUUCGUACCUUGGCGUGACCGAGUCGACGCUCCAAUGGGUGAUGUACGAGCAGAUGAAGAUGUUCCUCGCCCGCAGGGAAUCGGCGAAGCGUGCCGACCCCAACUAUACCUACGAUAGCUGGGACGAUGUGGAACUGUGGGGUGGACGGAUAUGCUCCGCAGGCUUGGCUAAGCUGAUCGCCGCAGCUGCCACCUACCCUCAUGAGGUUGUCCGUACCAGACUGAGGCAAGCGCCGACUGUAUCCGUCGGAGACGGCAAGGUGCAGAUGAAAUAUACCGGUCUUAUGCAGUGCUUUAAGACUGUCUGGAAGGAAGAGGGCAUGCUCGGGUUGUAUGGCGGCCUGACACCACACUUGCUCCGUGUCGUUCCGUCGGCCGCGAUCAUGUUCGGAAUGUACGAGGUUAUCCUCCGCCUCUUCGGAACAACUUCUUAGUACACCUCUCACGCCGCCUCUAACGCAUCUUUAUGCCAUCCUAUCCGAAGCCUGUAUAGUACUACCUUCGCUUUCAUUUUCUCGGAUACGUUCAACGGAUUAGAAGGACCAAAGUGCAUAUUCACAGCGUACCAUUCUUUGAUGAACUUUGCAUUAUCUGUUCUUCUUGGGUUUGGGGGGGUGGUAAGGCGGUGUCACUACUCAUCUCUUGAUCUCUCUAUGCUCAUCCGAAACCGUAUUAAUCCCGAUCCAUGUACAUUAGCCACGAAUAGAAGCGCAUCUUUCCGUCAUUAUAGACUACAAAAUCUACUCUCUAAAUA
Messenger RNA from Aspergillus alliaceus, 1713 nucleotides. RefSeq names its product putative mitochondrial carrier protein (Rim2). Gene Ontology annotation, biological process: pyrimidine nucleotide import into mitochondrion. Gene Ontology annotation, molecular function: pyrimidine nucleotide transmembrane transporter activity. Lineage: Eukaryota; Fungi; Ascomycota; Eurotiomycetes; Eurotiales; Aspergillaceae. The record is from RefSeq and is a predicted model, not a curated record. Bases 200 to 1393 code for a protein of 397 amino acids. Gene Ontology annotation, cellular component: mitochondrion. The transcript has 3 exons.